Molecule: messenger RNA, 674 nt
Organism: Umbelopsis ramanniana AG
Lineage: Eukaryota; Fungi; Mucoromycota; Umbelopsidomycetes; Umbelopsidales; Umbelopsidaceae
Exons: 1
Coding region: 303-614 (103 amino acids)
Source: RefSeq, a predicted model, not a curated record
UUUUACUCUUUCCAUCAUUUCAACGGUGGAUUACAUCUGGUGUUUCUUGGGACUUUUUUUUGGCGGCCUCUUACGAUCUUACUGCCAAACAUCCUGACCUCACGAGGACACGUUUCGAGCAAGAUUGCUCAUAAAAGGAGAAAAUAAAAAAAAAUACUCCCAAAAACUUCACUAUGAACAAGAGUUUAUUAUAACAAAAAGGUUGUGUGAAAAGUAGAUAUUGAAAGCAAGCAAAAAUGAGAAGGUAGAGGUGAGAAAGAAAAAAGACAAGAGAUCACGAAUAGAUCUCAAUAAUAGCUAACAUGGCGCCGGAAUUACUGGUUCUGGGGAGCAGGAGCUGGGGCAGAGGCAGUAGCGGUAGCGGUAUUGGCCGUUGCUGUACCAGCUUCUUCCUUUUGGUGAUGCUUUCCGGUGACUUUGUCGAAUCCGGACUUGAGCGAUUCAGUGAAGCUGCCAUGGCUCUUUGGAGCGGAACUGGGAACUUGAUCGUCGUCGUAAUCGCCGACCUUGAACAAUCCCUGUCCAAGGGGAUGCUUCUCAGAGCUUUUUCCGUAUGGUUGUUUGAGGUUUCCUACGUCCAUUAUUGUAUAUUGGAGAGAGAAGGAAGAGAGUGAGAAAUGGUGACCUCAGGUUUUUAUGGUACUGGCUGAUUUGAGCCAAGCUCUGGCUGUUUC